GAUUAAUCGGCAGCGUAUCUGGUGCAAGCACUUAUCUUGGCAGUAUGCAGCUCUAGCGAUAUUCAUGGCGAUCCUAAUCAUUGGAAUCAUUACUUUACUCUUCUAUGUAACAGCAAAGGGCCAGCAUGACCUGUCUUAUUCCAAAGCAGAGCCUGUUCGUCAAGGAGAUCAAGCAAUUAUCUUUCCUUUUCAAGUAGACCAAUACACAAAAGUGGUCCAGCCUUGUCCAAGGCAUUACUUUCCUUGCAAUUCAUCGAGGCAGUGCCUGAUUUUGGACAAGAGAUGUGAUGGCGUUGUUGACUGCCCAAAUGCUGAAGACGAGUUGCGCUGUGCCUGUGCCUUUCGCAUGCCAGAAGCGAAAUUUUGUGACAAGUACCCCGACUGCUUCGAUGAAAGUGAUGAAAAUUUUUGCUCUUAUUGUCCUGAGGGUUAUUUUAACUGUGGAAAUGGAUAUUGUGUUCCAAGAGACAAAGUCUGUGAUUCCGAAGUGGAUUGUGAAAAUUUCAUGGAUGAAAACUUUUGCUUCGUAUUAUCAUCAAAAGCCGGAAUUGCUACAGUAGACGGCAACUUACCUUCAAGUUCUAUAAACAAGAUUGAGCAUUCAAGGAGUGGUUUUCUCUUAAGGAACAAAAAUGGCGUCUGGUAUCCUGUAUGCGCCAACCCUCAUGACUACAUGCAAGAUGCCUUGGCUUCAUUUGCUUGUGUCAGUAUAACAGCAAAUCCACUCGCAAGUAGUAAACACCGAUUUUUGAAAUUCGAUCAGAGGAAUGCUACUGGUGACUACAUUUACCAUUAUCUUGGAAGAUUCGUCCAAUGGCAAGGGUGUUUAACUGACAAGGGAAUAUUUGUGUCAUGUGAUGACGUUCGAUGUGGCCUAAAUCCAAAGCAUUUCCUUCCUAGAAGACCUAGAGGUAGAAUUGUUGGUGGUGAAUUAUCUGAACCAGGGGCAUGGCCCUGGCAUGCAGCUAUUUAUAAAAAUGGCUCAUAUGCGUGUGGGGCAACUCUAAUUAACGACUUCUGGUUCAUUUCCGCGGCUCACUGUUUUGUCAACCAUAGAUAUAAUUACUAUGAAAUACAAGUCGGGAUGCUUCGACGUCGAUCAUUUACCCCGCACCAAAAAACCUACAGAAUUGAAAGGGUUAAAAUUCAUCCUAAAUUCAACAUCAUUACACUGGAAUAUGAUAUUGCUCUGUUGAAAACAGCAACUGAAGUAGUGUUCGAUUUCUGGGUUAGGCCUAUAUGUCUACCCGAUCCCAAGAGGACUGAGAACUCUGGUACUUUCUGUACAGCGAUUGGUUGGGGAGAUACUGGGGAAUUAGAAGACGAUUCCGAUGAUCUCCAGGAAGUCCAUGUGCCACUUACCAAAAACUGCAAGAAGAAUCUAAAUAGAUGGUUAUGUGCUGGUUUUGUCGAAGGUGGUCGUGACGCUUGCCAAGGUGACAGUGGGGGACCUCUCAUGUGCUUAGAUGAAAGUGGAUUGUCUUGGUACAUCGCUGGCGUUAUCAGUGGUGGGACAGGGUGUGCGAGACCCGAUACUCCGGGAAUGUAUACAAGAGUCCUGUAUUUCUUAGAUUGGAUAGAAGAGACCCUGCAUUCCUCUAAUGUAUCUGAUGUUCCACCGCGUUCAACUUGUCCUGGAUGGAACUGUGCUGUUUUAGGCGGUGGAUAUUGUCUUAAAAGAGACAGAGUUUGUGAUGGGAGAGUAGAUUGUUAUGAUGCUCAGGAUGAAGCUAAUUGUCCUCCGAUUGAAGAGAGACGUUCAUUUCCUUAAUGGAUUCCAUUAUUAAAAAUAGCUUUUCCCAUGAAAUUCCAUUUAUGUAUACGGAUUCUGAAAAGGAUUAUUGCUUGUGGGGAUCAUUUACUAACAUGUCGUAUAUUAUUCUGUAAGAUUUAAAACCUAAAAUCUCUAUCUUAGAGUUAAAAUAGCUAACUCUUAAUUAGUUUUUUAAAUUUUAGAAAUUCGUUCACAAUUUCUUCUUGUUUUAAAUUUUACUACAAGGAUUUUUUCCUAAUGUUUUAGUGAAAUCAGUUAUAUUUAAAGUUAUUUGCAUAUCUUUUCAAGAUACAUUGAGACAUUUAACUGCAGUUCUAGAAUUUUAGUGCAUCUCUUCUAGCUAUAAAAAAAAAUACAAAUUUCGAUUUUUUUUAUCAUUUAAAUUUGAAUUAAAUUCUUCGUUAAAAGAUAUAUGUAUUUUAAAUCCGUUAAUAUUUUUUAAAAUAAUUGCUCUUUGUGUUAACGAUAUUUUAAGGAUCGUCUCAGGUGGCUUAUUGUCAUAUAAAAUGAUGUAUGAUUUACAUUUUAAAUAUUUUACUAUUUCGAUAUGUUAUUGCUUUCUAAAUAUAGUCUGUAGGAAUGUUUUAAAAAAGUGUAUAUUUUUGUUUUGUUUUUGUGAAAACAUCUAACAACAAAGUUGUAUAAAAUUAUACUUUUUUGGAGUUUGUUAUAUUUUUGAAUGCUUAAAUGGGUUUCAUAUCAUGAAGUUUCUCAGAUUUGUUAAAUGAGUAAAUUCCCGAACGAGUUAAGUCAUUUGAGUUAUAAGAUAUAUAUAAAAAGAAAAGUCAUUAGGAAUAAUUACAUCUUUUGUCAGUUUUACUAAUUUUACUUGCAUUACUUGUUUUAGUUGUUCGUUCUACUGCUUUGUUGUGAUUUUAAAAUAAAUAUAAAAGCUUUCUUAAAGGUUUCAUUGACUAUUUAUGAUGUCAUCAUGUCUGUAAUUUCUUUAAAGUUUUCAUUAAAUAUUUAUACCAUUA
Molecule: messenger RNA, 2751 nt
Organism: Parasteatoda tepidariorum (common house spider)
Lineage: Eukaryota; Metazoa; Arthropoda; Arachnida; Araneae; Theridiidae
Product: serine protease ndl
Biological process (GO): proteolysis
Molecular function (GO): protein binding; serine-type endopeptidase activity
Source: RefSeq, a predicted model, not a curated record